Capronia epimyces CBS 606.96 is the source of this 1653-nucleotide messenger RNA. Its product is annotated as AP endonuclease 1. Gene Ontology annotation, molecular function: DNA binding; zinc ion binding; DNA-(apurinic or apyrimidinic site) endonuclease activity. Gene Ontology annotation, biological process: base-excision repair. The transcript has a single exon. Gene Ontology annotation, cellular component: nucleus; mitochondrion. Lineage: Eukaryota; Fungi; Ascomycota; Eurotiomycetes; Chaetothyriales; Herpotrichiellaceae. The record is from RefSeq and is a predicted model, not a curated record. Bases 1 to 1653 code for a protein of 550 amino acids.
AUGCCCGCUCCUCGCAAGGCCAAAUUGGCCACCACUUCGCCUGCCAGUACAGCUACGACCACCAACAGGAAGCGCAAGCGGGGUGGCUUGGUACUCUCGGACACCGAAACAGUCAGUCAACUAAAUACAAGGCACGGAGGACCAACCAAAGAACCACCGCCGACUGCUAGCCCCCGCGCUCCGCAAAGGAAUCGCAAGGAAUCCAAUCUGAAGGUCAAAGAAGAGGACCGGAUAACAGUCACAGCGGCCCCGAACGGCUCAUUGACGGUGCAGGAAGAAAAGGAAGUCAGAGUCGAAAAGACCAGUGCUGGAAGCAGGAAGAUAAUCAGAAGAAAACUCGAGUCUGAGGCUGCGGACGCUGUUGAAGAUGACAUGAAACAGCCCAACUCUGAGGAGGAUGUGGAGGUCAAAAAGCCCAAGCGACAGCGCAAGACCAAGGAGGAAAAGGAUGCCGACGCCAUCCCCCUCGCCGCGAGAGCCGUUGGGCUGAAGAUGUUUGUUGGCGCUCACACGAGUGUAGCCAAAGGGGUGGAGAAUGCCAUUACCAACUGCGUCCACAUCGGCGGCAAUGCAUUCGCAUGUUUUCUCAAGUCUCAGCGCAAAUGGGAGAAUCCUCCACUGAAAGAUGAGAACCGGGAUGCGUUCCUCAAGGGGCUGAUAGAGCACAACUACGACGGGAAAGCACACAUUGUGCCUCACGGGUCAUACCUAGUCAACCUGGCUACUGAAGACAAGGACAAGGCGCAACAGUCUUACGGGGCCUUCAUUGACGAUCUGCACCGUUGCGAAGCCCUCGGAAUUCGCUACUACAACUUUCAUCCCGGUACAGCGGGCCAGACUCCGUUCGCCGAAGCCGUGACGCGGCUUGCCAACAAUCUCAACCGCGCGCUGUCCGAGACGAGCACUGUUGUCCCGUUACUCGAAAACAUGGCGGGACACGGGACCUUAAUUGGAGGGCGAUUCUCGGAUCUUCGAGAAGUGAUCGCCCAAAUCAAGCCCGAGUAUCAAUCUCGAAUCGGCGUCUGUAUCGAUACCUGCCACGCCUUUGCGGCAGGCUAUGAUCUCCGAUCACCUGACGCCUUCAAGAAGACACUGGAUGAAUUCGAUGAGAUUGUAGGCAUGCAGUACCUGAAAGCACUCCAUCUCAAUGAUUCCAAGGCGCCUUUCAGCAGCCACAGGGAUCUGCACCAAAACAUCGGGCUGGGGUUUCUCGGUCUCCGUGCGUUCCACAAUGUCAUGAAUGAGCCGCGUUUCCAAGGCCUGCCGUUGAUUCUGGAAACACCGUGUGAGAAGCCGGACCCGGAGGACCGGACUGGGAAGAAGAUGAUAGACGACAAGUCCAUCUGGGCCACGGAGAUCAAAUUGCUCGAGAGCUUGAUUGGGAUGGACCCAGAAAGCGAAGAGUUCAAGAGCCUUGAGGAGGACUUGAGCGAGAGAGGGAGAAAGGAGAGAGACGAAAUGCAGGCGCAGUUUGACAAGAAAAUGGAGAAGGAGAGGAAGAGUGUCGCCAAGAAACUGGGGCAGGAGAAGGGCCAGACGACUCUUGCCUUUGGAAAGAAGAACGGUAGGGGUGAUCAGAAGGAGAACAAGAGGAAAAGAAGAGCGAGUGAGGACGAAAGUGAGCUGAGUGAACUCGGCGAAUUGAGUGAAUAG